Messenger RNA from Pterocles gutturalis (yellow-throated sandgrouse), 2095 nucleotides. It is a transcript of the gene CEP128, whose product is annotated as centrosomal protein 128kDa. The transcript is spliced from 13 exons. The record is from RefSeq and is a predicted model, not a curated record. Bases 2 to 2095 code for a protein of 697 amino acids. NCBI's taxonomy places the organism in Eukaryota, Metazoa, Chordata, Aves, Pterocliformes, Pteroclidae.
GAUGUUAACAUCUGACUUGGAAAACAGGGAGAAGCAGCAGGAAAAAAUGCUAGAACAGUUAAAGGAGAUACAGAGUUGCUACAAGGCUUGCGAGGAUGGACGUAGACAAACUGAGCUCCAGUCUGCUGAGUUAGCUCAACAGGUUGAAGAGAGUGCCAAGGAAGCAGAACGGUACCUCACUGAAUUAAAGCAUUCAGAGGCACUCAGAGUGGAGACUGAGAAAAAAAGAGAAGACUUGAAGGUGAGAGCACAGGAAACUAUCCGCCAAUGGAAGUUGAAAUGUAAGAAGCUGGAUCAUGAGAUGGAAAAACAAAGUGAAACUAUCAACCAGCUGAUGGACAAGAACAGUCAGGCCCUCAAAGAAAAGGAUGACCUCAGAAAUCAACUUCUCUCUGCUAUACACCAAAUAGAAAACCUUCGGAAAGAGCUGAAUGAUGUGCUUACAAAGAGAGCCGAGCAGGAGGAACUUCUCCACUGCAAAGAAGUAAAACUGAAUGAAAUGAAGUCUCACCAGGUAUCUCUUGAAGAAGAGAUCAAAGAAGUUCAAGGUACUGCAAAUAAGUUGGAAAAUGAGUUGAAAAAGCAAGUCUUUCUACAGAAUCAAAUGCAAGCUGAAAAGGAACACUUGGAGACAGAACUUGCAACUAGUAACUUGUUGCAUAAAAAAGAUCAAGAAAGACUCUUAGAAAUGCAAGCAGAUAUAAAAAACUUAAGCUCUGUACGUGUGGAACUAACAAACAGAAUAGCAGAAGAGGAGAAAGUCAGAAAGGAAUUACAUAAGAGUUUCUCAGAUCUCCAGAAACAUCAGGAAUCUAAGCAUGAAGAGAUGACUUCAGCUAACAGGCAGCUGAAGAUGGAAAGAGAAGUUCACCAACAGGAGUUGGCAGAUCUUAGAUCAGAGUUACAAAAUGCUAAAAUCAAACAUGAGCGAGAUGUUCAAGAGCUCACAAAACUUCUUAAACAAGAAAAGGAUGAUGCGGAGGCUCAGAUUAGAAUGCUUAAGAUGGAACUCCUAGAAGAGAAAAACAUAGUUAAGACUCAGUGCCGACAACUGGAGAAGAUAAAAACUGAGUGUGAUAAAUUGACAGGAGAAUUAACCCAAAAUGAAGAAGAAAAUAUAAAACUCAGGCGGAAAUAUGAGUUUGUAAAACAAGAUCUGGAAAAAAAGGAUAAACAGAUCAGCAAUGAAGAAGAUAAUUUAAGAAGGAUGGAUGAGGCCAGACUGAAGUUUAAGGAUCAGCUGCGUCACUUAGAAAUGGAACAGGAAUCCAUUCUCACCAUGAUAGGAAGUGAAAUUGAUGCUGCUUGUGAAAUUUUUUCUCGGGACUCCGUGGAGAAAUUCAAAGCAAUAUCACUUACACCAACAGUGCUGAAUGAUCCUCAUCGCUGGUUAGCGGAAACGAAGACUAAGCUUCAGUGGCUGUGUGAGGAGGUAAAGGAGAGAGAAAGUAAUGAAAAAAAGCUGCGAUGCUACUUACUGCAGAGCCGAGAACAGCUCAAGCACUUUACACAGAUGAAGGAGGCUGAACAUCAGUCUCUCUUUAAACAGAUAAAAAAGCAAGAAAAACUUUUGGAAGAAGUUCACAAAGAAAAAAGAGAUCUACUAGAGAAGACUCUCAGAAGAGAGGAAGAAAUGGGAGCUCUCCAGGAACGUAUUAUGGCCUUAGAAAUGAGUACUCGAGUAGCUUUAGACCAUCUGGAGUCUGUUCCUGAGAAACUGAGCCUGUUGGAAGAUUUCAAAGAUAUUGGAGAGUCCCAUUGCCGAAGGGAGCUGAUUGAGGAAAGGUAUAUGAAGUAUAAAGAAAUAGUGAGUUCUCUACAGCAACAACUGGAAGAUUCAAAACAAAGGGUCCAGCAAUUCAAGGCAUCUUGCUCUUCUGAUGUGAAAAUGGAUGCUGAAAUUUCUGAUAUAGAAAUGGCUGCUCCCUCUUCUAGCUGGCAAACUCAAAACAGCUUUUUGUCCAGCUCACUGCUCUUGGAUUCAGGUUCACUUACGAAAAGAAUGGUUCCUUUCGAUACAAGUGCCAUCAAGGAAGAUUCCAUUAAUGUUGCUGUCAGUGAAAUGAAGCUGCACUCAGAAAGAGGGAAACAGUAG